AUGGAAAAAAAAUUUAUACAUAAAUUUUCAAAAACAUCAAGACGAUAUGAUUACCCUUUAUUUGUUUUUGGCAAAAAUGAGUUACCACCAAUCACUCCUAUAAAUAACCCAUGGAUCUGGUUUGGCAUGACAUUAGCUGAAGACAAUCCUAUUGAGAAGACCAAUUUUGACACUCUAGUAAUGCCCUUUUUGAAAGAAAUUGAUAAAUAUGAAGAAGUAUUACAAAGUUCUCACCAACAAAAAACUUGGACAUUAGAUAAUUCAAAGCUUGCAUUUUGGUUGCGCUAA
This is a messenger RNA of Racocetra persica, 288 nucleotides long. NCBI's taxonomy places the organism in Eukaryota, Fungi, Glomeromycota, Glomeromycetes, Diversisporales, Gigasporaceae. The record is from the annotation of a GenBank genome assembly.